Molecule: messenger RNA, 744 nt
Organism: Acanthosepion pharaonis
Lineage: Eukaryota; Metazoa; Mollusca; Cephalopoda; Sepiida; Sepiidae
Source: the annotation of a GenBank genome assembly
AUGGCUAGCUGGUCAGUCAACCCGAGUUCGUCUUUUCCCCAUCAUUCUAUACCUCUCUUUAUCUACCUUUCCCCUUUUUUUUUGAUACUCUUCCUACUUAUCCUUCCCUUCAUCUUCACUCAUAUUCUUCCUUCAUUUCACCUCUCUCCUUUUUUUCCUUUGAUUUUCUUCCUCUAUUCGCUAACCUCACCCUUUCACUUUCUCUUGCUACUUCCUUAUUUCCGCUCUUAUCCUCCCCUUCAUCUUUACCCUCAUUCUCCAUUCAUUUCACCUUCCUUCUCACCCUCCCACAACUCAUUCUCUGCCCUCCUCUCAUCUACCUUUUCCAUUCUUUUGAUACUAUCUCUUUCCACUCUUAUCCCCGCCUUCGUCUUCACUCUUCUUAUUCUUCACUGCAUCUCUUUCCCCCUCUCUCAUUUUCCUCUUCCCACUCUUAACCUCCCCUUCAUCUUCACUCUUAUAUUCUUCCUCUCUUUCAUCUCUUCUCCCACUCAUUGUGUUCCUCUCUUCACCUACCCCUUCCUCUCUUACAUUAUUUCUGCUGUCUCCACUCAGAUUUCACUCUCUAUAUUAUCUCUUCCUUUCCUCCUCAACCCUCGUCCUUCUCUUUUUAGUUUAUCACCAUUCUUUCACCCUCUUAGCGAUCCAUUUGGUGAGAGUCAUCAUAUUGAAAGUUUUAUUCGUUCAUUCAUGUUUUCGUGUCACUUCGAAAUUAUCUCGUUACAUUUGAAUCGUUUCUUAUGA